AUGAGUUUUGAUAGCAGCCUUCAGUUACAUUCUACACAAAGAACACCACUUAAUAGCAAAAAAGUUAGACAUUUAUUGGGAAGAGAAGACACAUUAAAUCUUACGCCGAUUCUUAACGAAACAUCUUUAUUCAAAACUCUUAACGAUACCAGUUUACGACAAGUAUUGGAUGAAUCGUCAAUAUUAGUAAAUAAUGGUAAUGCGGGAGAUGGAUUAAACGAAGCUUUUUUUGAAAUAAUACAAUCCAGUCGACCUAGCGCAGUUUUAAAUACGCUAGAGAGGUUAGCUCAAGUUUGCUGUGAUUCACUUGAGCUUGUUGAACCAUGGAAUAGGUAUAAUGCUCAAAAUUAUUGGCUUGCAGAAGAAGCCAACACAUGGAAGCUGUUACAUUGUUUGUAUGCUGAUUCAAUACAUGAGCAUCCAAAUUCCUUAGAAAAUAUUCUGGUAAAACCGACAUUAUCACAACAAACUUUAGUAGGAGCUUAUUUUCAAAGCGAAGCUGAAGUUCGGUUAUUGCAAUUGCUUGUUGAUUGGUUAGAAGCUACAGCAGCUUACCAGGAAGAAGCAACAAAUACCGCUGCUCCAAUCAUUGCAAAUAACAUUCAGUGGGGUAAUACUCUACAUCAGUUACUAAUAGGCUCUAGUUUAUUUAAUAAAGAUACAAACAAAGCAAUGAUUACAUGUAUGGACCCAGAUGCACCAAACCGGCAAAAUAAAAUUAUUCAUUCUGAUGAUAAGAAAGAUGAUUAUGACUUAUGCAAGAAAAUUUUCACAGAAGUUCGAUGUGGGAAGUUUACUGAAGCUGUUUCCUUGUGUAUCAAUUCUGGACAGGCUUGGCGGGGUGCCGUAUUGCAAGGCUGGAAGCUAUUACACUAUAAACCAGGAGAUGUUGAAGGUACAUUAGAGGUUUCUGGGAAUUCAUCUAGAGAUCUGUGGAAGUGGUGUGCCUUAGGUAUAGCUAAUAAUGUCUCAGAGAAUAUACAUUAUCGAGCUACUGUUGGAAUCUUAUGUGGUCAUUUACAAAGUGCCUUGACAGCUUGUCAAGGAAAUUGGGAAGAUCUAUUAUGGGCACAUUUGAGGGUACAAAUUGAAGCGAGGGUUGAUAAAUUUUUGCAUGAACAUUAUGCAACAGCCGAAGCCAACACUACAACACCUGAUGUUUUGGAGCUGCUUCAAAGUGAAUUACAGAUUGAUGAAUUGUCUUUACAAGAAGUAUUUAAUGCUGUGAAAUCUUUGAUGAAUGGUAAAAGGGAAUCAAAUUAUCAAACUUGUCAACGCCAUCUUAUGCUAGGUCAUGUCAGAACCAUAAUGCAAGAUGCAUUGGAGUGGCUUGAUAGUUCUGAAGAAAGGUUCAUAAGAUUUUUAGCACACUUAGUACUUGUUCUGAGACAGAUGGGUAAAGAUCCUCAGCAUGAUAUUGGAGAUAAAGUUUUGGAGAAAUAUGUGACUCAACUAAUUCGUAACUUAGCUGAAGGUUCUUGUGAAUGCCCUGAACUUAUUGCAUACUAUACUUCAACAGUUCCUGUUGAUAAGCAGAUUGUUUUGUAUGCUGAUUUUAUGGAUCACAUUGAAAAAAGUGAACAGAGAGAUGAUGUCGUCAAAGCUGGCAUUAGAGCUGGUGUUGAUGUGGCUGCAUCUGCUAGGGUUGCCAUUAAAAAGGCUAUAGCAGACAUACAGCAAGGUUAUGGAAAUGUAGAUUUAACAUUCACUCAAACAUCUGCAAUAGAAAAGGAUAAGACACUGAUCACAAAAGUUAUAUCUUCACUAGAAUGGCUUUCUUUAUUACCAAAUCAACUUGAAGAAGCAUUAUGGCUAAGCAAUGCUAUGAUACGCACAUUCAUAUUUAUUGGGAAUACAGAUGCCGCCUUACAAUGUGCGAACAGUAUCAAUAAGAUGUUUAAAGAUUUUGUGAAAAGCAUCCCAACUGAUUCGUCAGAAUUGAGAGAACAUUUGUGUUUAAAAUCUUAUUUAGAGGCAAUAGAAGGGUUUGCAACUUGGUACAGACAUUACAUAAGCGGUCAACCAAAAGAUAUAGAGCCAUUACAGCCAGAUGCUUCGUUCUCUGAUAAAGUACAUCAUGAGCAAAGAUGUGCUCAAGUGGAACAGCAAAAGGCUAGAUGGAAAAAUGCUGUUCUUCAUCAAUCUCGACACACCAAAAAUCUUCUAUACAAUGUUUUACUGUUCCCUGGUGGUUGGCUACAGGAUGAGAGUGAUAGCGUUAAGUCUCGUAGCUUCACUCAAGAAGAACAUGAUGAAAGAACUAAGCAAUUAAAUACUUUAAGACGCCUGUGUAUUCCAGAAAUAACAGUUUUGAUACUGAAAAUCUUGCAAAGUAACGAUGAUAUUGAAAACCACAGAGAAGCCGUCAUAAUAAGUGAUUUGAUUGCUGGUGAAAACCGCGGAUUAUACAAGGUGUUCACGAAAAAUAAACUUCUGGAAGUAUUAGAAAGGAUCAAAGAAUCCUCAUUGCUAUUGUUAGAAAAAGGAAGAGACAUUCUUGGUUAUGAACUAAAUGAU
Brenthis ino (lesser marbled fritillary) is the source of this 2517-nucleotide messenger RNA. NCBI's taxonomy places the organism in Eukaryota, Metazoa, Arthropoda, Insecta, Lepidoptera, Nymphalidae. The record is from the annotation of a GenBank genome assembly.